ACAAUCUGCUGAAUGUUACAGAUAACGCGAGAUUUCUAUACGUCUUUCAUAGGACGGAUUACUCUUAACCUCUAGCCUACUCAUACGUUCAUCAUAUUUUACCACUGCCGGAAAAGUUUUUGGAUUGAAACAAUGCUUCUAUUCUCCGUCGUCGUCGUCUCCAGUUUUCUCUGCUUGAGCGCAGGAUUCCCGCACGGGGCACCGUCCAUCGCAUGCAAGGGAAUGGUGCCCGGGCACCUUCCGACCGUAACUUCCGGCGAAAACCCCUUCCGGUUCAACUUGUCUUCGAACGCAUACAAACCCGGGGAGACUAUUCAAGGCACCCUAUAUGCGCCAGGCCAGAUGUUCAAAGGAUUCCUGAUCGAGGUUGGCGCUGAGAACGAUGUGUCCAGUGAAGAGACGGCCGUGGGAGAAUUCAUUAAUCUAGACGCCUCUAUCGAGAAACACGUCUGUGGAACGGCUGCGGUGACGCACAUCAACAACAAUGAGAAGUCGAGCGUGUCGUUCACGUGGAAGGCUUCACCAGACGCCAAGGGGACGCUGUAUGUGAGAGCGACUGUUGUGCAGCAGUUUUUCCCAAGCCGCUAUUGGUUAGGAGCUUUCUCAGUACCUCUCAACCCCUCGAAGUAACAAGGGAUGAAAUCGAGGCCACACCAUGGGGACUACUGUGUACUGAAUGCGAUUUACAACAAGCUUAUAAGCACUUUUAAAAUGUGUACAGACUGCAAUAAGAAAACGAAACAUUGGAACGUUGGAUAUAUAAAAACAUCACAUUUAAACUGUCUGUAAAGUUUACCACUUGUACCACGAACGUGUAAACGGAAGAAUUAAGUAAACGAUUUGUAAAAAAAGUAAAUGUGAGAUGAACUAACUUGGAUUUUGAGAUAAAAUGCUAUAAAACACGCUUUUUGUGUGAAAUAAAACUCUUAACCUGAAAUGUAGCAUUUUACUACUAUGUUUACUACUUCAAUAAAACAUGUUAACUAAAAUAUACAUAAAUGAAUAUUU
Messenger RNA from Dreissena polymorpha, 1008 nucleotides. Its product is annotated as putative defense protein 3. The record is from RefSeq and is a predicted model, not a curated record. The coding region runs from base 133 to 630 and encodes 165 amino acids. NCBI's taxonomy places the organism in Eukaryota, Metazoa, Mollusca, Bivalvia, Myida, Dreissenidae. The transcript has 4 exons. Gene Ontology annotation, molecular function: oxidoreductase activity, acting on metal ions.